AUGCGUUUGGCAGUUGUCUCUGAAAGCCUUUACAUUCUCGCCGGACUUGGUCUGGUGGUGGCAAGCCCUGUAGAUCGAAGGGCGCCAAAAGGACAGUACUUUGACGUACAGGGACAUCGGGGUAGCCGUGGUGAGGCGGUGGAAAGUACUUUGCCAUCAUUCGCGUGGGGAUUGAUUGACGGUGUGGUAACGCUUGAGCUCGACAAUGGUAUCACAAAGGAUGGUGCUGUGAUAGUUUGGCAUGAUGAGGUCAUUGAAGCUGACAAGUGCAACGAUACCAAGCCUGCGUUUAAGAACGAUCCUGAUUUCCCCUACGUCGGCAAACAUGUCGCCAACCUGACUUUAGCGCAGAUCAAGACUCUUGAUUGUGGUUCGAAGCGUCUGUCUUCUUUCCCGCUCCAGUUGACUUAUCCAGGAACCAAAAUUUCGACGCUUGGAGAGCUCUUCAAGUUUGCCCAAUGCGUUGACCCAGAACGCAGAAUCCAAUGGAAUAUUGAAUCCAAAAUCAAUCCUGAACAGACUAAUUCUACCCGGGGAGUUGACGACUUUGUGAAGCUCCAGCUAGCAGAAUUCAAGAAGAGCUCGUAUAAACUCUCUCAGAUCACAUACCAAAGUUUCGACUGGAGGACGCUGAUGGGUAUGAAGGCUCUUGAACCCCGGGUUCCAACUGCCGCGUUGCUUGACGAUACAACCCUGUAUGGACCCAACAACACCACUUCGGUGUGGCUCGGAGGGCUCCGCCUCGACGACUUCAAGGGGAAAACCACGGGGGAAAAAAUUGCAUAUGCCGCCAAGUCAAUCAAAGCGAGCAUUGUGUCGCCAGGAGUUUAUUCCAGUGCGAGUAGCGCUGACCCUAGCGAGGAAGGCUAUAUCCCUUUUGCAACCAAGGACAUGAUUGACAAGGCGCAUGAACUCGGAAUGCUGGUGAAGCCCUGGACUAUUAACCGGCUCAACAUCGCAGAACAAAUCCUCGACUGGGGUGUCGAUGGAAUCAUCACAGAUUACCCAGCGACGGUUCGCAGGCUAGCUGAACAGCGCGGAAAGCCAGUUGCGCCGGCUUUUAGCAAAAAGACGGUGCUGGGAUGCCUGAACAAGCACUUGCAGAAAGCGUAG
Molecule: messenger RNA, 1113 nt
Organism: Psilocybe cubensis
Lineage: Eukaryota; Fungi; Basidiomycota; Agaricomycetes; Agaricales; Agrocybaceae
Exons: 10
Coding region: 1-1113 (370 amino acids)
Biological process (GO): lipid metabolic process
Molecular function (GO): phosphoric diester hydrolase activity
Source: RefSeq, a predicted model, not a curated record